UCAUUCGCGUCUCUUUCAUUUUCAUGUCUGAUGUCAAAAAAUAUUGAUGAAAAGCAAAAGUGCGUGAAAGAAAACACUGUGAUUGUGUACUAGAUUAAGUUUGCAUUUAAAUUACAUUUGUAUUUUGUAUUAUACAACUAUAGGAAAAGCAGUCAAUGGUAUUGACUUUUUUCGGAUGCUGUCGCGAUGAAUGUGGAUUUUAUUGAGGGAGGGAAUUAUACAGCUGCCGAAAAUACUUUUGUCCUUGAGAAACCUGUCACCAGAUUUUUAGAAAUGUCGGGGUCCUCCAAUAGCAGUAGUUUUAGAUGUUAUGAAGACUCUUCAAAAACUCAUUCUAAGAAAGCAGUAGUAUUUCUACCGUACAGUGAGUAUUGUACGGACCACAAAGAUUUAUUUUUACACGAAGAUGAUAAACUAGUGAAGCCAGGUGACAAGUUUAAAUCUCAUGACGAUUUUGUUCAGUACUUGAACGAGCACGCAAAGAGAUGGUGUUUCUACUACAGAUGUACGGAUUCACGCAGGCCCAAUACGGAUCAGGAAUCUUAUACGUACAAUUGUGUUUACUUAAGAAAUAAGGAGAAGUAUAAGAAGAAGGGUUUGAGAAAGAGAAACAGCAAUAACAUGAAGACUGAUUGCCCUUGCAAAAUAAAAUUAAGGCACCUUCCCAAUGAGGAUGAACUUACUGUAGUCUAUGUAUGUAAUCAUCAUGAUCAUGAAUUGUCUUUAGACAAUUUCUACAAGCUUCAGCAUGGUCGUCGGUUACCACCAUACGUGAAGGAAGAGAUAAAAGAUUUCCUUCAACUAAAAGUCGACAUAAUGAAGAUCAGAUCGUACGUCGAAAUGGAGACAGGUUUCACGAUGAGUCGCCCGUUUUUCUAUACUUUAGAAAAGAACCUGAAGAGUAGAAAUAUAAAGAGACAUAUUUCCGAACAGAGGUUGAAUAUGUUGAAACAAAAGAUUGCAGCUGUUGACGAAAUGUAUGGCUAUAAUGAGGAGUAUAUUGAAGAAGAAGAUAAUGGAGAGGACGAAAUGGGAACAAGCAAGAAAAAGCAUCAAUUACUGUUAAAGAACGCAGAAAAGGCUAUGCGUACUCCAUCAUUAAAAAGGCGAUCAAAAACAAAUGAAGAUAAAUCUAAAAGGAUUAAAACAGAAGAACAUUCGGACAGUAAUGAAACAAUGGAGAGUGUAAAGCAUUUGCAGGAAUCUGUUGAAGAAGAAGAAAGCACCUGGAUUGCAGAUCAAUGCGUACCUAACAGCAGGACUGAAACUGAAGAAACUAUGCACAUUGAAGCAAUAGAGAAUUUACCAGAAGACGCGCUAUUACUGGUACAAAGUGAUAACGAAAAUUAUAGUUAUACUAUAGAAUAUUUCCCAGACGAAAGUAACAAUGAAGAAGUCGUUACUAAUGAGUUCGGCGAAGGUAUUGACGACAGCCAAGUGACUGAAGUCCAUGAAAAUGAUAUUGAUAACAUUGCUUAUGAAACAGUUGUUUCUGAUGCGGUAGAAGAAAGUCAGUCUGAAGUGCCUGAGUAUUUAGAAGACGAACAAACUAUGGAGGAAUUUACUGAAAUGCAAAUAAUAGCUCAGGAACAUGCUGUAGAAGACGAAAGUCAAGUUCAUGAUGGUGAAUUAGAAAAUCAAGUACAGUAUAUUGCUGGAGUUGUAGAAAAUAAUGAAAAUGUACAAUAUGUGUCUGGUGAAGUAAAUGAUGAUGGUACUCAGAAUAUUACAGUGCAAGCAGCAGAGAAUUCUGGAACUACUCAUUCACUGCUACCGGUUUUCGAUGUGUAUAUGAAAGAUGGUAAUGUUACGGGUUUUCUUGUCAAUGAUAAUUUGAUUGCUGGACUUAAAGAAGGCGUGCAUAAAGAAAUUCAAACUUCUGCGGAAGAGUUGGCUAGUAACUCACAAGAAGCCGGUAAAGCUGAUGGCGAAGGCCAAGUUAUCCCAGAUCUUACUCAAACUAAAUCCGGUGACAUAUACACCAAACACGAAUACGUACAUAAAUACAACAUAGACAAAUACAUGGUGCAGCCCCACUUCCCAAAAUACAUUGAAACCCUUGCAAAAGAAACCUACAUGGACGUACUACAAAUGUUCACGAACAUAUAUAACGAGAAAGCAAUGUUUAAAAUUACUACGACACAGAAAGGUAAAGAAGGGAACACAAGAAUAUGGUACAUAAAAGAUACGCAUCGAACAAAGAAACAAAGACAAGACGAAACUCAUAAAGAGAAGUUGGGACAGAAUCUGCAAUGUAUAUUUUUAUUGAAGGAAAAGUUACGAUACCUGAAGAAAAAGAACAGUGAAUUAAUAAUAAAGAAUAAGCAAUUAGAAGAAGUAGCUUUAAGGCUGGUGCGGGACGAUGUUGUUAGUUAUGCUUCUGUCAGAGAUUAAUUAAUAGCUAGAAUAUUGUUACCUUAUAUUUUUACAUUCGAGAGGACUUUAAUAUUAUAAGAGUUACUCAAAUGUUGUUCUAUUCCUUGUCGGGUUGGGUUGCAAUGCAAUAUAUCAAACCUUAUACUUAAAUAGAGUAGAGCUGUUCUCUGGACAAAAAAAUGCCUUAAAAUGGUUCUUGGGCCAAGCACACAACCCUGUGGCAUACCUCUUUAAGAAAACAGUCUGAUACAAUCUUGCUCCACUCCCACCGCCAAUUUAAGCUUCUAAGCAAUAUUUGCCUCCUACAUAAGCGAAGUUGGUUGAAAGACAAUCAUUUGCACUUGUUUUUUUUUCUUAUUCCGUGCCAUCAUGAGUCAUGUUUUACACAAUCGAAGGCUUUAUUAAAAACACAAAUAGGUAUGUAAGUUACUAUAAAGUAGUGUAUUUUAGAAAUUAUAGGUACUUAUUUCGUGAAAUCAAAACUGCCAGAAUUAGGUUAGGGCCACUUCUCUUUUAUGUGGACGUGGAAUGUCUAAAAUAUACCUACACUUGCUGAAAAGAUGAGGCAUGCAAGCAAAAGAAACAUUUUGCUGUCUUCAAAAUAUCGCUCUGCCUACUUUAUUCGUUACUUUUACUCCACGGCGCGAGUUGAAGGUAUGUAUUUGGAGAUGGUUGGUAUCUCUAAUAAAUAAAUAAAAGAUAGAAUGUUAAUAAAUAAGUGGACUUGAACAAACUGAGAACUGGAUCGUAGAGUAUCGAGUAUCCAAUGGAUCAAACCAGAAAUGAAAAGUACAAAUUUUUUAACCAAAUGGGAACAGAUAAGUCGAUGUUGUUUUUAAACUUCUUGUGCAAUGUUGCGAUGCUUACAGAGUUUUAAUUUUACAGAAUCUUAUAAUAAAAAUAAUACUAGAGAAUUUUAAA
Messenger RNA from Helicoverpa zea (corn earworm), 3297 nucleotides. RefSeq lists its product as uncharacterized. Bases 187 to 2394 code for a protein of 735 amino acids. The transcript is spliced from 11 exons. The record is from RefSeq and is a predicted model, not a curated record. Lineage: Eukaryota; Metazoa; Arthropoda; Insecta; Lepidoptera; Noctuidae.